CAUCUCAAUUUAAUCCUGUAUUCAUUCAGUAAACCAUGUCUUCUUCAUCUGAUCGCAAAGUCAUCUUCGUCACCGGUGCCAACACUGGUCUAGGACUCGAAAUCAUCAAAGCUCUGUGCAAAUCCACCACCGCCUACCACAUCUUCCUAGGCAGCCGCGACCCAGUCAAAGGCGAAGAAGCAGCGAAACAGGUCCAACAGGAACUCCCCUCCACACAAUCAACCAUCCAAGUCAUCCAAACCGAUCUCUCCUCCGAUGACUCUCUCGAAAAAGCAAUCGAGACAAUCUCCUCCACCACAGGACACCUCGACAUCCUCAUCAACAACGCAGGCGCCAGUUUCGACGGUCAAAUCAAAUCCAACAAGAUGAGUAUUCGAGAAGCUUGGAAUGGCUCUUGGGACACCAAUGUCAGCGGCACUCAAGUGUUGACCACACUUGCCAUCCCCCUGUUGCUCAAAUCCUCAAAUCCACGUCUUUUGUUCAUGACAAGCGGUACUUCAUCUCUAAUUGAAACGGACAAAUUUGGUCAUCCUGCUAUGGCGAGGAUAAACGCUAGUCCGGAAAAGGGGUGGCCGAAGGACAAGGGGUUGAAUCCUAUUGUGUCGUAUAGGAGUACAAAGACUGGGUUGAAUAUGUUGAUGAGGGAUUGGUGUCGUGUGUUGAAGAAUGAUGGUGUCAAGGUGUGGGCUAUUUCGCCUGGGUUCUUGGCUACUGGGCUUGGUGGUGUGGGACCGGAGAUAUUGAAGAAGAUGGGCGCUCUCGAUCCCUCGGUCGGCGGAGGCUUUACUGUCGAUGUGGUAGAGGGCAAGUAUGACGAGCAUGUCGGCAAGGUGAUCAGAAAAGACAUGGUACAGCCUUGGUGAUCGAUGGAAAGAGGAAAGGAA
Molecule: messenger RNA, 884 nt
Organism: Aureobasidium pullulans EXF-150
Lineage: Eukaryota; Fungi; Ascomycota; Dothideomycetes; Dothideales; Saccotheciaceae
Product: NAD(P)-binding protein
Exons: 2
Coding region: 36-863 (275 amino acids)
Source: RefSeq, a predicted model, not a curated record